Molecule: messenger RNA, 3209 nt
Organism: Actinia tenebrosa (Australian red waratah sea anemone)
Lineage: Eukaryota; Metazoa; Cnidaria; Anthozoa; Actiniaria; Actiniidae
Product: aminopeptidase NAALADL1
Molecular function (GO): carboxypeptidase activity
Source: RefSeq, a predicted model, not a curated record
CUCGCGGCUUUGGUGACUUCGUGGUUGAUGGUGAAGACAUUUUUCUCCGCUAAAUGGCUUCAAGAUUCUUUGUUUUUUAGGACAAGCUAAAAUAUAAUUCAAGUUUUGGUUUUUUCUAUUCCGUGGUUAUAGACGUUUUAUUCAAAUAUUGGCUAGAAAAUCCAGGAUACAAGAUUCGACCACAAGAUCUGUAAAACACGCCAUGUCUGAGCCUGGCGGUAAAAAUUCAAUCGAGCAACAGCCUUUAGAGCUCGAUGAUAAUGAAGUGAUUCUAAAAUCCGCUAAGACAAAACGUUGCUCCUAUUUUUACAACCAGAAAAAAUACCUGAUUGUGUUGUUAAUAAUACUGUUUACUUUGGCCGGGUUUUUGUUUGGUUAUUUUAUUCACAAACAUAAAACUUCGAGUUUCUCCAAGCGUUCAACACCAUUCAAGGACUACAGUGAUAUGGUUGAUCCUAAGAAACUAGAGGAAUACCUAAGGGAUUUUUCUGAAAGUCCGCACGUUGCAGGAUCUAAAAAGCAGUUAGAGCUAGCUCAGCGCAUUUCCGAGUUAUGGAAGAGCUAUGGCUUCGACGAAGUCGAAAUGCCAGAAUAUAGCGUUCUUCUGUCACGUCCACAACAAGACAAACCCAACACUGUGUCCCUUAUAGAAGAUGGAAAAGUUGUGCACAAGAUUGUAGGCAAAAUCAACGUAACGUCAGAUCCAAGUGGAGGCAAAGUCUUUCAAUAUGUGCCAUUUUUGGCAUAUGCUUCAAAUGGAACCGCAGAAGGAGAACUCGUCUACGCAAAUCUCGGAACGGAAAGAGAUUUCAAACUUCUCCAGGCCAGAAAUAUUUCCAUCAAAGGAAAAAUAGUUAUAUUUAGAAACAUCCAUGGAAGGGUCAACGAUGCCGCAAAGCUCGGCGCAAAGGGUGCUUUACUAUACCCGGAUCCAAUCGAACACAGUAGCGAAGGGCAAUCAGAGGAGGACACGUACCCUAAUACCGUCUGGAGUUCCCCUGAGGCCAUCUUCGAGAAACCUCUACGAUAUAUGUACGGCGAUCCCCUGACGCCUGAUCUGCCGUCCAUCCCAGGAAUGUACCGAAGACCAUUGAAUAAGACAGGCUUACCGAGUAUUCCAUCACAACCUAUAUCGUACAAAGAUGCUAUGUAUCUUUUAAGCAGAUUGAACGGAAGCGAAGUGCCAGAAGAAUGGAGAGGUACUCUCAACCUUACCUACCGAUUUGGUCCAGGUUUUAAAACAACAAAUACAACAGUACGUAUCCAAGUCUACAACAAAGUCGAAAGAAUGUCUAUUUAUAACGCUAUAGGAACCAUACGGGGUCGAGAGGAACCAGAUAGAAUAGUUUUCAUAGGGAACCAUCGCGACGGGUUUUUCUUUGGUGCUGUAGAUCCUUCUAGUGGUACUGCAACGCUUAUGGAAAUGUCUCGUGUGUUUGGAAAGCUACUGAAGGCUGGCUGGAGACCAAGGAGGACAAUCAAGUUUUGCAGUUGGGCUGCAGAAGAGUUUGGACUUGUAGGAUCAGUGGAGUUUGUUCAACAGAAUUCAAAGCUUCUAAGUGAUAGAGCAGUUGCGUAUUUAAACACCGAUGUAGCAGUGGGUGGCAAAUUUGUUCUCGUUACCCAAACCUGUCCGCUUUUGACCGAUUUUAUUUUUUCUUGGGCGAAGAAAAUUAGAGAUCCAAAUGCUCAUGGCGACAAGACCUCGAUGUACGACAUCAUGGUAGAGAGGUUACCUUCCAAGAAGAACCCCUCAGAGCCUGAAGCCGUAAACUUUGAAUACAUGAGUGAUUAUUAUCCGUUUUACAAGACCAUAGGAGUUUCGUCCGCCGACUUUAGCUACUUUUUUGGUCACAAGAAGAAAAUGAGACUCUAUCCCGUUUACCACACCCAGGAGGACACUUUCUAUUGGGUCAAAAAGUUUGUCGAUCCUGAAUUUAAGUUCCACGAGGCGAUGGCAAAGUUUCAGGGUGGAAUGCUGUUAGAUUUGGCAGACUCUCCUAUCCUCCCCUUUGGUCUAACGAGACUGGCAAACGCCUUAAAAGCUACGAUGGAAUCAGCGUCCUACAAAAAGUAUUUGGAAAACAAUCUACGAACAGAUCACAUCGUUAGAGCUAUUUACAAGUUUGGAAAUGCUUCUGCUAAGUUUGUUGAAGCCAAAGAGAAGUUAACGGGCAGGGAGGAUCCUCUGGUGUUGCGCAGGUUCAAUGAUCAAAUGAUGGAGGUCGAACGAGCGUUCAUUCGUUUGACGAAGUACCCGUAUAAGAAUCCUAUCAACAAUCACGUGUUGAAUGGAGACAUGUAUAUAGGCGCUUUCUUCACAUUCAUAUCUGGAAAGGGCAAAAACUUGGGAGACGUCGAAAAGCAGUUAUCAAUCGUUGCGAUGGCUAUUUCUUCAGCGGCAGACAUCAUUACUCCAUUACCAAGUUCGUGUCAGGGAUUGUACCCUUUCGUCAUGGUUCAUUUUUCUUGCUUUAUGCUUUUGUUCUUUCAUGUACAGCUUUGAAAAAAGCAUAAAGUUACCUUACUCAAGUUAUUUAUCGCAGCUUUCAUAGACCCCUUGCAAUAAAUCCCUGCCUGGGGAUCGAUGAAAGAAAGGAAAAAUAUUAACAUUUGGGGAUAUAGAUUGUUUUUAAAUUAUACAGCUGUGUUUCUUAAUUACAGACUCAGUUACUCCGGCGUAGUCUCUUUUCAGUGUACAGAUAUUCAUAAAUACCAACAGUAAAGUAAAGAAUGUACAACUUCAACAAUACAAACAGUAAAAUUCCAUGGACUUUAACUGGAACACAUGAAUAUUCAAACUAACUUCAUACGAAGUCGUGGCUAACCCUGUGAAACAGAUAAUUCAAAACUGGAGUGUCAUUAGUGCAAGGGGUCUAUUCUUUUGUUCUAUUCUAAUUCACCAUUUGCCUUGGUCAUAGGAGGGUCAUUUAUAAGACGCAUCGCUUCAUCUGAAAGCACUGAAAGCAGUAAAUAGGUUUAGCAACCUAUAGCUAUCUAUCUUAUACGUGACGUACUAUCCCAAGGCGAGUAAAGAUAUCAAAUUUCAGUGGCCUAUUGAUUCUAAGAUGCAGCAGGACUUACUCGAUUAGAUUAGAUUAAAUUAGAUUAAAUUAGAUUAAAUUAGAUUAAAUUAGAUUUGUUGUAAGGUUUGAUUUAGCAUCAUAGGUAUUGUUAGCGUAAUAAAUGUACUUGUUUUAUUUAUAAAA